This is a messenger RNA of Diprion similis, 1590 nucleotides long. Its product is annotated as mitochondrial thiamine pyrophosphate carrier-like. The coding region runs from base 129 to 1079 and encodes 316 amino acids. The transcript has 4 exons. Gene Ontology annotation, biological process: transmembrane transport. The record is from RefSeq and is a predicted model, not a curated record. Gene Ontology annotation, molecular function: transmembrane transporter activity. NCBI's taxonomy places the organism in Eukaryota, Metazoa, Arthropoda, Insecta, Hymenoptera, Diprionidae.
UGAGAGCCAAACAGAUCAUAAGGGUUAUAUACGAGCGAUGUCAAGACGAAAGUGUAAACAUUGCUUGAUUCUGUCAAUGCUAAGCCGUUUCGUAUCAACGUCAAUGUUUUCAUGAAUUCCACGUAAGAAUGCACGAUGAUAUUAGCGAGACGUCGCAAAUCGCGAAAGAAUUACCUCAUUCUCACAUUGAUGACGCAAUUGCCGGCGCAGUGAGCGGUUUCGUUACUCGUUUCACGUGCCAACCCCUCGACGUUAUCAAGAUCAGAUUUCAGCUUCAGGUUGAGCCGAUAACUGAUCACUAUAUAAGCAAGUACCGUUCAAUAACGCAGGCCUGUACACUCAUUGUAAAGGAAGAAGGAGUCUCUGCAUUAUGGAAAGGUCACGUCCCUGCUCAGCUUCUCUCCGUUGUUUAUGGAACAGGAAAGUUUACAUCGUACAACCUUAUCAGUAAACUGGCAAAUGACUACACGUUUCAUGACCGAUGGCAUCAUCUAUUGCAUUUUCUGGCUGGUGCUGGUGCCGGCAUAUUUGCAACCAUCGUGUCAUUCCCAUUUGAUACUGUAAGAACAAGAUUAGUUGCUCAGUCUUCUAAUCAUCGUGUAUAUCAAGGAAUAUUACAUUGCGGCAUAGAGAUUGUACGUACUGAAACUCCAAGGACAUUUUUUCGAGGACUGUGGCCGACCCUGUUGCAAAUUGCGCCUCAUUCAGGGCUUCAGUUUGCCUGCUACGCGUUUUUUACAGAUGUCUACAACCAGUACACUCAUCAUUCGGGACACAACUUUGCCACUUCGAUGAUCGCCGGUAGUGCGGCUGGUCUAGUUGCCAAGACUGCAGUUUAUCCGCUUGAUCUCGCACGAAAGAGAUUACAGAUCCAAGGCUUUGAGCACGGGAGAAAAGGCUUUGGAAAAUUCUUUCGUUGCAACGGAUUCGUUGAUUGCAUCGUUGUCAGCAUCAAGACUGAGGGACUCAGGGGAUUAUUCAAGGGGCUUUGGCCUAGCCAAUUGAAAGCUGCAGCUACGACUGCUUUGCAUUUUACAGCAUAUGAGCAGGCUCUGAUGUUGCUUAAUUCCCUCCGAUAACGUGUUGGCAAAACACAAAAAAAGGUCUAAUAAUCAAAGACACAAAACAAGCCUUGUGAAAGUAUGAGACUUGUGUUUCUAGUCAUACCAGAUGUACGGUUUGACCGAUUCCAAUAUCAUUUUGGAUGUUAGAGUAUUUCAAAAAAUGAAAAUGUCUAUAAUAUUUUGAAUUUCAUUCUAUUUACUUGCGAUUAAGUUGUUUACAUGUUCAAGUAUUGGUCAAAUUAUCGUCAAUUUUUACUUGAGCUGUAAUUUUUUUGAUACUGAAGCCACCAAAGAUGUAUGGAAGAAUCGACAACGAUCUGUUGACUGUACAAAACAGUAUAACGUGUACUCUGAAUGAUACAUUUAUUAUUAAUAAUAAUUAAUAAUCUCUUACGUUAUAGAAUCAGCUUAGUCUACGGAAACAUGCUACUUGUUUAUCGACUUAGUCUACGGAAAUAUGCUAAUCGUAAAAGUAUACAUAAUAGCACACUAUGUAUGCACUCUAAAUAAAUAACUACACUCUCCA